Caenorhabditis bovis is the source of this 3318-nucleotide messenger RNA. The record is from the annotation of a GenBank genome assembly. NCBI's taxonomy places the organism in Eukaryota, Metazoa, Nematoda, Chromadorea, Rhabditida, Rhabditidae.
AUGAAUUCCGAGGAUAAUCGAUUAAACGAGCUGAUUCCGAGCAGGAAAACAUCGACAAAUGGAAUAUCACCGGCGGCAAGCCAACAGCAAAUUGCCGAUACAAUUGCUCGUAUGCAAUAUGGUGUCGAGACAAGCUUCAAGUCAAGACUGCAGCAAUACUUCAUCGAGAAUCAAAAAUCAAGUCUGCGAAUUCGCCUCUUCAACGUCUUCAUUAAACUUCUAUCCUGCAUCAUCUACUGCGUUCGUGUGGUUAAUGAUUCACGCCAAUAUCCAAAGCCAUUCCCAUAUACCAACAAGGUGGAAGUUGAUGAGACCAUCACCAUUUACGAUUACUUGUUAUGGGUAGACUUCGAUCGUGAAACAUGGCUUAUUCAAACAAUUGUAGCCACAAUCAGUAUGGCUGAAACAGUUUUGAUUUUCUACUUGAGCUAUUCAGGUAGUGUGGUUCGUCUCUUGGUUAAUAUUCAUUUCCUUCUCGAAUUGGUCACAAGUUUCCCAUUCAUUUUAUCGAUUUUCAUACCAAGCCUUCGAAAUUUGUUCGUACCGGUAUUUUUGAAUUGCUGGCUCGCCAAAGGUGCACUUCAAGCAAUGAUGAACGAUCUCAAUCGAAGCUCAUUCAUUAGCUCAUCUGCAUUGUUUCGUCAACUUCUUCUAUUGUUCUCUGUUCUGAUUUGUCUCAUCUUCACUGGGAUGUGCAGUAUUGAGCAUUUGCAAAGAGCACGCGGAAAAAGAAUCGACUUGUUUUCAUCCUUUUACUUUGUCAUGGUGACCUUUUCAACAGUGGGAUAUGGAGAUUGGUAUCCUGAUUACUGGAUGUCGCAGCUGUGCGUGGUCAUAUUGAUCUGUGUCGCAUUGGGAUUGAUUCCAAAACAACUUGAAGAACUUGGUCAAACGUGGUCAGAGCGCCAGAAGUCUGGUACAGAUUUUGGCGGAUGGAGUGGAGGCGUUGAGGAGCAUGUUGUCGUGACAAUCACAUUCUUGGAAGUUGAGUUCAUUCGCGAUUUCUUGGAGGAAUUCUAUGCACAUCCAGAAAAUCAGCGUGUUCAAGUUGUUCUACUCUCACCAGCAGAGUUGGAUAAUCAAACACGAAUGCUUCUGAAGAUUCCACUAUGGAAUAAUCGUGUUCAUUAUGUUCGCGGUAGCUCUCUACGUGAUGAAGAUUUGGAAAGAGCUAAAGUUGCAAAUGCAAAAGCUUGUUUCGUUCUUUCCGCUCGGCAUGUGAAUCGCAAAGUCACAACCGAUGAGCACACAAUUCUGCGUUCAUGGGCAAUCAAGGAUUUUGCGCCCAACGUAAAACAAUACGUUCAAAUCUUCCGAGCUGAGACAAAAAUGCACAUUGAACACGCUGAAGUACUAAUAUGUGAAGACGAAUUCAAAUAUGCACUACUCGCAAAUAAUUGCAUUUGUCCCGGAAUUUCGACAUUUAUCACAUUGCUCAUGCACACUUCGCGUGGAGAGGAAGGACAAAAAUCGACAGAACCUUGGCACAAGGUUUAUGGCUUCCAUUCGGGCAAUGAAAUGUAUCAAAUUAAAGUGAUGGAUAGCAAAUUCUUUGGUGAUUUUGUCGACAAAUCUUUCAGUUAUACCAGUUUCCAUGCUCACAAAGCAUAUGGUAUUGGUUUGAUUGCGGUUAGUCCCGAUGGCGACACUUCUCAAAUGAAAAUGAAUCCUGGCUUGAAUCAUAUCAUCAAACCAAAUGAUAUUGUGUACUACAUGGGUCUGACGAACGAGGAAUCUUUGUUCGACUUCCGCAAAGAUUUGCGAAAUCAGCAAAGACGUGCAAAUGUUGCAUCAACAAUUGCAAAUAUCGGUUCCGUGGCAAUGGAUAUGCCAACUGUUGGCAAAACAGAGCUCAAUAAACGCAAGAAAAAGAAGAAGGAAAAGGCUGGCGAUGAGAUUAAUCUUAUUGAAGUUGGGGAUCAGGUGCAAUCAAGUAGGCGACCAUCAAUCGCAAUGGUGACGGAAGGAAAGCUUGAAAGUUCUUCGGAUUCUGACACAGAGGAAUAUUGCGAAAAGUGCAGAGGAGUGUGUAUACAACACAAACUUCAACGAUCUUACCCACAAGUUAGAACCUACAUUGGUACUUCAAAUACAGUAUGUCAUAUGAUGAAAGAGAAACGAAAUUUAUGUUGCUUGAAACUUGAUCAGAAAUGUGCGCACAAAUCUGCAACGGCAGCCCAUGAAUAUCAAUGGCGCAAUCGGCCAAUCAUUCUUGCUGCUGACAAAACUAGUAGUGGAAUGUACAAUCUAGUGAUUCCACUAAGAGCUUAUUAUCGUCCAGUGCAUGAUCUUCAUCCAAUUAUUCUUCUAUUGGAACUUUCUGAAGAAGAUUCGCUCAAUCCCGCUUUCCUUGAUGCUAUUGCAUAUUUCCCUGAUAUCUAUUGGAUGAAAGGAAAAAUCGGAAACCUUGAUUGUCUUUUACGCGCUGGAGUUAGUAACGCUGAGCACGUUGUCGUGGUUAAGGAAACUGCAGUGCUCGCUGAGGAGCAUUUCGCUGAUUGCAGCACAAUUAUCACUGUGCAGAAAAUUCAUAGAAUGUUCCCACGUCUUCGAAUGAUUACUGAACUUACACAUGCAACCAAUAUGAGAUUCGUGCAGUUUAAUCCCAACAACGCAUAUUCAUUAGCACAAUCAAGAUUCGAAAAGAAAGAGCGAAAACGCGGAUCGCAUAUGCCCUUUAUGUUCCGCUUACCUUUUGCCCAAGGUGGAGUAUUCAGUGCGAACAUGAUGGACAGAUUACUCUAUCAGGCUAUGAUCAAACCGUUUGUGGUCGAUUUGGUACGUCUCUUGUUAGGAAUUGAUCAAACAAGCGGUGGAGGAUAUUUGACAUCGUUUGUCAUCACGGAAGAAGACUUGUGGAUCAAGAACUAUGGUCGUUUGUAUCAAAAACUUUGCUCGUCUGUGGCAGAUAUCCCAAUCGGAAUUUUUAGAACUAAACGAAUGGACGCGAAAACGGUUUCCCUUGAUCUUAAAGAGCAAUGCAAGGAUUAUGAACUUUCGGAGAUGGAACGCAACAAAGAUAUGUACGAUCAUGUCAAAAAUCGAAUGAGAAUUUUGGGAAUCAAGGAAUCAAAUACACUUAUCGAGGGAGGUGACGACAUGGCAUACAUCUCGUACGUCAUUAUCAAUCCAGCUCCAGAUCUCGUUUUGGAAGCAAGAGACAUUGUGUACGUCAUUCGAAGUCCAAUUAGGAAGGAUGCAACAAAUAAGCGAAUUAACCCAAGGCGUGGAUUGAGACGAAGUAGAAAUGUUACCGAAACUAUGGAUGGUGCUCCAGGAAUUGUUCCAACUAUUGUAAUUGAUGAAAACGACAUGUAA